AUGUCAGACCAACAUAAGGGUUUGAUAGAGGCUGUUAAAGAGUUGCUGCCAUAUGUAGAGCAUAUGCAGUGUGCUAGACAUAUUUGCCAGAAUUUGCAGAAGAGAUUUACUGUUGAAAAUGAGUUCUCAAAAAGUUUUAAUGCUGUAAUAGUAGAUGCUAGGAAGAAACCCAUAAUAACCAUGUUAGAGGAGAUAAGAUUAUACAUGAUGGACAUAGUCUACAACAUGAAAUUAAAGGGACAACAAUGGGGAAAUCAUAUUUGUCCAGAGAUAAGGGAUAAGGUGAAUUUGCUUAAAAAAGCUCAAAGGCAUUAUCAGGUACUACCAAGUGGAUUAAACCAGUUUGAGGGAAGGGGAGCAAUAGAUGCAUAUGAGGUGGACUUAGAAAGAAAAACAUGCUCAUGUAGGUUGUGGCAAUUAAAUGGAUAUGGAUGUGCUCAUUAUGUAGCUAGCAUAUCCUUUCUUAAUAGAGAUGUAGAAGCCUAUGUAGACAACAUGUUUAGCACAACCACAUUUAGAAAGGCAUAUAAUUACAGAAUUGCUCCCAUGAAUAGCAGUGACAUGUGGCCAGAGACAAACUAUACUCCACCAUUGCCUCCUAUUAAUAGAAGGACGCCUGGUAGGCCAACUACUAAGAGGAAGAAAUCCACUACAGAGAAUAUAGGAACACACAGGGUUUCUAAGGCUGGAAAGAAAAUCAGAUGUAGUAUUUGCAAGGAGAUAGGUCACAACAAGGCCACUUGUCCACAGAGAAGGCCCCAAAAGUUAAAUGUGAAGAAACAGAAGAAACAAAAGGUAGUACAAGUGAACCAUAACAACAUGAAGAGAAGUUAUGAAGGUGAUGAGGGUGUUAUGGGUGAGGAAGCUGAUGUGGUUGAGGAAGCUGUUGUAGUUGAGCAAGUUGUUCAAGAUGAGGAGGCUGAGGAGGUUGAUGAGGUUAAUCAUAAUGCCCAAGUGGAUAAUGGUAAUGUUCAGGAGGUUGCUCCUGUUAACCAAGUUCAGCAGGUUUGUGUUAGGCCAAUUUCAGAUAUUUUGAAGAGGAUAAGGAGAAGAAAGUCAGAGAGAAUACUAAAGCUGAAAUUAGGCAAAACAAUUGGUGGUGUUGAUGAUCCAAGAAAUUCGAAGGGAAAAGCUCUUGUAAUUGAUUAG
Molecule: messenger RNA, 1149 nt
Organism: Lactuca sativa (garden lettuce)
Lineage: Eukaryota; Viridiplantae; Streptophyta; Magnoliopsida; Asterales; Asteraceae
Source: RefSeq, a predicted model, not a curated record